Molecule: messenger RNA, 1475 nt
Organism: Octopus bimaculoides (California two-spot octopus)
Lineage: Eukaryota; Metazoa; Mollusca; Cephalopoda; Octopoda; Octopodidae
Product: ecdysteroid-regulated 16 kDa protein
Biological process (GO): intracellular cholesterol transport
Molecular function (GO): sterol binding
Source: RefSeq, a predicted model, not a curated record
AGUAAAUAUCCACCAUUUUUGCCUUAUAUAUCUCUUAUCCGUACACUACAAGUCAUAUCGAAAUUUUCAACCAAAACCUCUCUGCAAGCCUUAGCUUGUCUCCUUCGACCAUGAAUAACAGCCUCUACUUCACACCUCUUUUCUUCCUCGCAUUCGCUUUCGUCGUUAGUGCUUCGCCAUACCUAGCUUGCCAAUCAGAGCUUGGCACCGUCAGCGAUGUCCGCGUCUCCAAUUGCGACAGUUCACCGUGUAUUUUACCCAGGGGUGGACAAGUAACAAUUGAAAUCGACUUUACUCUCAAUUCUGAUGUCCAUACCGCUCUAGACAGUGUCUUUGGAAUCAUCAGCGGUAUGCAUGUGCCCUUCCCAACAACAAGCCCUAAUGCCUGCUCCGGCAAGGGUCUCACUUGUCCUCUAAAACAAGGUGUUAAGUACACCUACAAGUCGGUCAUUCCUAUUUCUGCAAUUUUCCCUAAGCUACGUCUGAUAGUGGAAUGGUCCGUCGUGGAGGGUACCAAGAAACUGUUCUGUGUGAAAAUCCCUGCUCUACUGCAAUAAAAUUGCACCCGUUACCAUUCGUGGUAGAGAAAGAGUCAUUCCAAGAAUAAGGGACCUCAUUAAUUACUCGUACGUGUGUGCGUAAUUACAUGUAUGUGAGUGUGUGAAUCCAUUAUAUGUACUAAAUGUAUGCGUGUGAGCUGUUAUACAUAUGUGAAUACAUGUACACAUUUGUAUGAAUAUGUAGAUGAAUACAAGCAAAUGGACAUUCAACUAUAUGUAUGUAUAAAUGUGUGCGUGUAAGUGUUUCUGUGUAAGUGUUUGUGUGUGUGUAUGUGUGUGUGUGUAUUUGUGUGUGUGUGUAAGUGUUUGUGUGUGUGUGUGUGUGUACAAUAUAUAUACGCAAACACACACCUACACACCCACAAGUAAGCACAUAAAUGCAAAACAAGGUUGAAAAAAAUAGUACUCGAAUACUGAAGGUAGAGCAACAUGCUUUUUUGUUAAAACUGCAAAAACUUCACAAAAAAGGUGUUACUCAGAGUUUCACGUUCCCGUUAAUCGGGCAGUUGUGAUACUGUAUCACAACUGCCCGACGAACGGGAACGUGAAACUCUGAGUAAAAUGUAUAUAUGUGUAUAUGUUUCGAUGUAGUCGCAUGAAAAUAUCUAAUUACGCUUAUGUAUACUUAAUACGUAAGUGGUGCUUACUUAAAUCUAGCUACAUUUAAUGUAUUUAAAUGUAUGCAGGAUUUUUGUGCAACAUGAGCAACAUAUUGGAAACUCAGUAUAACAAAAAUUGAAAACCAUAGACAAUGUCAAAGUGUUAUUAUUCUGCAGCCAUCGAUAACAUAGCCACUGUUUGCGAACAACUUAUAUUGUUCCCACACCUUACAAUGCAUACAUUAUGAUAUAUGUAUAUGUGUGCGUAUGCGUGUCAGUAUAUAUAUGUAUAUAUAUAUAUAUAUAUAUAUAUAUA